Messenger RNA from Solanum verrucosum, 1450 nucleotides. Its product is annotated as F-box/LRR-repeat protein At3g26922-like. Gene Ontology annotation, molecular function: protein binding. Bases 1 to 1215 code for a protein of 404 amino acids. Lineage: Eukaryota; Viridiplantae; Streptophyta; Magnoliopsida; Solanales; Solanaceae. The record is from RefSeq and is a predicted model, not a curated record. The transcript has a single exon.
AUGGCGGAUUUAUUGCCGGAGUGUCUCAUUCAAAAAAUACUCUGUUUGAUUAGUUUUAAAGAAGCAACCAAGAUGAGCAUUCUCUCGAAAACAUGGCUACAAGCGUGGUCGACUCUUCCCAACUUGGAAUUCUUUGUUAAUUGUUGGCGAGGCUGGGAAGCGCAUAUAAAUAUAGUGGACACAACCAUGGAGAGAUAUGUGAAGCGGAAAAUUCCUAUACAAAAGUUUGAAUUAUCAGAGAUUUUUGCUGAUUCUCCCCAACUCUUCCCUCUGAUUGAUAAGUGGCUUCUCAUUGCACUUCAGAAUGGUGUAAAACAACUUGUACUUCACUUUACAGCAUACCCGGCGCCUAUUUUAACAAUCUUGACAGCAAAAUCUUUAAGUGAAUUGGUUCUGCACGGUUGUGCUCUUAUGCCUGUUUCAUUAUCUAGUGGGGUUGUGAGUUGCAAUUCUCUGAGAAAGAUUUCUCUAUCUUAUGUAACAUUAGAUGAAAACAUGCUUCAGACUCUACUUAAUAGCUGUCCCUUUAUUGUCUCUUUCAUACUUGAGUAUUGUUCGGGGUUGACUAUGAAGCUUAUAAAGAUCAAGUCGGAUUCCCUGAAGGUCUUGAAGAUUCAUCAAUAUUGCGGGAUAUGGGAGAUUGAUGCUCCAGAUUUGGUAUCACUUGACUAUACAGGGAAUGAAAUUCCUGAACUCAACAUUGUAAGAGAGUCAAGCCAAUUGGAGAACUCAAAAAUCAUUCUUCAUUGCAUCUCCAGAUUAAAUACGGCAUGGUUUUGUAAGUUGAGGAAGUUUCUAUCAAAUUCAUCCUCUUGGUCUGAAGUUAGCCUUUGUUUAUUCAAAUGCGAUGAGAUCAACAUGACAGAUUUGCAAAUGGACCACAUAGGUUCUAGUGGAGGGGUGGACGUUUUAAAUCUCAAUAUGCUACUGAUGGAUGAAAUUAUAGAGUGCCCAACUUUUGUGGAUGCUUUGCUAUGGAGUUGUCAUCCUGGGAGACUCAACUUAAUCUCAAUUGAUAUUGAAACAGUUACACGUUUCAUUGAUCGUUUAAUGUAUAUGAAAAAUUUGAGUCAUUCUACUUCUCAUGCAAGCACACCUUGGAAUAGUCAAUUAAAAGAUGUAAAAGCUUUUGAUGGGAACAACCAGUUGCUGCAACUCGGAAGUGAGGAGCUUGCAAAAAGGAUUAUGGAAACUUAUUUUAUAUUAGAUUGGUGAUGCAGUUAAUUCAUUUGUCAGGAUGUAUUUUGUUUGUUUUCCACAUCUAGCUUUAAAUUCUUUCACUUCCGUACACAUGACAUGAGUCUUUCUUUUUCUUUAAAAUUUUAAAAGUUGCAUAAGCAUGAAAUUGACAACCUAAUAAGUUGUUAUUUUUGCGAGUAGAGUGUGGUGAAGAAUGUUGUAAAUUUGUCGGAAUACAAUUCAAUGUUGUUACAGUAGUACAGAGCUCGAG